Rotaria sordida is the source of this 1359-nucleotide messenger RNA. Lineage: Eukaryota; Metazoa; Rotifera; Eurotatoria; Philodinida; Philodinidae. The record is from the annotation of a GenBank genome assembly.
AUGGAGCAUUUAUCGGUUGAAUUAAAUACUUUACCAGAUGAAAUUCUUAUGAUUAUUUUAAAAAAAUUAUUGAAGGUCGAAGUACUAUAUUCUUUAAUAGGUGUUAAUAAACGACUUAAUAAAAUAGUACGUGAUUCAAUUUUUACAAAUCGUUUGACAUUGAUGAUAUAUUCCUCGGAUGAUUUCAUCUAUCCAUUAUCUGAUCCAAUGCUUGAUCGAUUUUGUUUAAAAAUUUUACCAGAAAUUCAUCAUCAAAUCAAAUGGCUUAAUCUUGAAUCAUCAUCUAUGAAACGUAUAGUUCGUGCUACAAAUUAUCCGAAUUUAUAUGGAUUUGGUUUAUUUAAUCUCAACGUAGAAACAACACUAUCUCUUUUUACUGAAUUACACGUCACUUUGAAAACUUUCAAUGAUUGCCUUUAUUUACUUGAUGGACGUUUCAAUCGACUUCAUACACUUCAUGUUGAUGUUUCUACGAUUCACUGUUCAGAUCUAACAAUUAGUAAUAAGGAAAAACUACCUAAUUUAAAAUGUUUUUCGUUACAUUGUAAUAUGAAUACGCAUGAUUAUGAUGAAUUCAUUGUACCACUUUUGCAGCGAAUGUCAAAUUUAGAAAAACUCGAUUUGUACCUGAUAGUUUGUGGUAAACAAACAUUUGUUGAUGGCAAUGAGCUGAAAAAAAAUAUUAUCAAUCAUAUGUCACAAUUAAAUAAAUUUUCGUUUAACAUUCGUACUAUUAUUCAUCUUCAUAAUCAAAUCAAUUUACCAUCAAAUCAAGAUAUUCAACAUACAUUUAAAGAUUUUCAAUAUAAUCAAAUUGUUUCUUGUGUUGAUUAUUUUCCAAUGGCUGAAAAAGGUCAAUGUCUUAUUUAUUCAUAUCCUUAUAGGCUGAAACAUUACGAUAAAAUAACAAAUAAUUUUUCUAAUGGAUUCUUUGAACAUGUCAAUGAAAUAACAUUAUUUGAUGAACAUCCUUUCGAACAUGAAUUUUUUCUUCGAAUUGCUCAAUCAUUUCCAUUUAUAAAAAGUUUAACUUUAUUCAAUAACAAGCCGCAAACGAAGAAAUUAUAUAGCCGAUCGAAGAAGAAUAGUCAAGAUUUACCAAUCAUUAAAUAUCCUCAUCUGGUUAAACUUAAUCUUAUUGAAGCUCACAAUGAUUAUAUUGAACAAUUUCUAAUUGAUUGGAAAAUAUCUUUAACGAAUAUUAUUCGUUUUUCUGUGUGUUAUCGACCAUUGAGAGAGGUAACACGAAAUUUUACAAGAAAUACAACACGAAUCAAUUGUACAAAACUAAUUCCUUCAUGUCUACAUGGUGAUAAUUGUUUGCCUCAACAUGUAAAAGACUAUUUUCCUUGUUUAUGA